GUUCAUAUUUCUUGGAAUUCGAAACCGAACGUUAUAUCUAGGAAAUUCAAUUAUUUUAUUUUAUUUUAUUUAUUUUAAAAAAAUAUCUAGAGUGUCUCCGUCCUCACCAGCGCCCAUUACUCUCCGAAGAGUCUCAACUCAAUAUAUUUCCCGUUUUUUUCAGAUUCAAUGAAGAAUGCGAAGCUGUUGCUGAGUCUUAAACUUGGAUUCGUUAUUUUGCUCUGUUUCUGGGCACACCGUUUUGUCUUCUGCUGAUCUCUUCGUCAGUUUUCGAGCCGAUCGGAUGAAGGGAUAAAGAGGGAUAUGAUUUGCCCAUAAUGUUCUUACGCAUCUUCGAUUGUUUCCUUUUUGUGGGCUGCGAAAGAUUCAUCUGACUCGUCAAUCGCCAUCUUCUUCGAGAAGGGGAUUUUGGAAGCUUUGAUUGAACGGGGAGAUGGGUUGUUUCUCGUGUUUCGAUUCGAGGGAAGAGGAACAGCUGAAUCCCCAGAAAGAGAAAAAGAAUGAUCCACUGGAAGUCCAGCCUUCGGUUCCUUCCAACAUCUCCAAAUUGUCUUCUGGAGCUGACAGGCUCAAAUCAAGAAACAAUACGAGUUCAAGAAGAGAAGCAUCCAGUCCUAAGGACGGGCAUGAUGUUAAUAUUGCUGCGCAAAUAUUCACAUUUCGCGAGCUCGCAGCUGCAACGGGUAAUUUCAGGUCAGAGUCUUUCUUGGGAGAAGGAGGAUUUGGCCGUGUAUACAAAGGUCAGCUUGAAAGCACAGGGCAGGUUGUUGCUGUUAAACAAUUAGACAGAGAUGGUCUUCAGGGAAACCGGGAGUUUUUGGUAGAAGUUCUAAUGCUCAGUCUUUUACAUCACCCUAACCUGGUGAAUCUGAUUGGAUACUGUGCUGAUGGGGACCAGCGUCUUCUUGUGUACGAAUUUAUGCCCUUGGGAUCAUUGGAAGAUCAUCUUCAUGAUCUUCCACCUGACAAGGAGCCACUUGACUGGAGCACAAGAAUGAGGAUAGCUGCUGGUGCAGCCAAAGGUUUGGAAUACCUGCACGACAAAGCAAACCCUCCAGUUAUUUAUAGGGACUUCAAGUCAUCCAACAUAUUACUGUGCGAAGGAUAUCAACCGAAGCUUUCUGAUUUUGGGCUCGCAAAGCUUGGUCCUGUUGGAGAUAAGUCGCAUGUUUCCACCAGGGUCAUGGGCACUUAUGGUUAUUGUGCUCCGGAGUAUGCCAUGACAGGACAACUAACGGUCAAAUCCGAUGUGUACAGUUUUGGAGUAGUCUUCUUAGAGCUCAUCACAGGACGUAAAGCCAUAGACAGUACCCGACCCCAUGGCGAACAAAACCUUGUCUCUUGGGCACGUCCAAUGUUCAACGACCGCCGAAAAUUUGUGAAAUUGGCAGAUCCACAGUUGCAGGGUCGAUUCCCAAUGCGUGGUCUCUACCAGGCUUUAGCUGUAGCAUCAAUGUGUAUCCAAGAGCAGGCUGCGACCCGUCCUCUGAUUGGAGAUGUUGUCACCGCCCUCUCCUACCUGGCAAAUCAGGCAUUUGAGCCUAAUGCACCUCUUGGUCUUGGGCAUAACUAUAGAAGUUUGGGGGAUAAGGAUGAGAGGAGAAGCAGAGAUGACCGAGGUGGAAGAACAGGGAGGAAUGAGGAUGUGGGUGGUUCAGGAAUCAAAUGGGAUUUGGAAGGGUCAGAGAAGGAGGACUCCCCGAGAGAAACAGCGAGGAUGUUGAAUCGAGAUAGGGAUAGAGAACGAGCCGUUGCUGAGGCCAAGAUGUGGGGAGAGAAUUGGCGGGAAAAGCAGCGACAGACUGAGCAGAGCGGUUUCAACAGCGUUAAUGUAUAAUAUAUUAAUAUGCGAUCGAUCGCGCCAUGAACAUUGUAAGCAAUCACUUUCUUUUGAUUAGGUCCUUUCUCUGAGAGCUUGUUUCGGCCUUUCGAACUGUUAAAAAUUCAUAGAUAUUAGUAGAGGUGGCUCUUGGCGAGGGACUUGGUGUUUACACAACCCCCUUCUUUUUUUUUUUUCGUCUUGAAACAUUAUAUUAGAAGAUGAACAAAACCCAUAAAUGGAAGUGUACAUUCUCUAUAAGAAGAAUGAGAGCAGAAGGAUUUGAAGUA
Molecule: messenger RNA, 2109 nt
Organism: Malania oleifera
Lineage: Eukaryota; Viridiplantae; Streptophyta; Magnoliopsida; Santalales; Ximeniaceae
Product: serine/threonine-protein kinase PBS1
Exons: 5
Coding region: 434-1837 (467 amino acids)
Biological process (GO): protein phosphorylation
Molecular function (GO): ATP binding; protein kinase activity
Source: RefSeq, a predicted model, not a curated record